Molecule: messenger RNA, 840 nt
Organism: Rasamsonia emersonii CBS 393.64
Lineage: Eukaryota; Fungi; Ascomycota; Eurotiomycetes; Eurotiales; Trichocomaceae
Product: Meiotic recombination protein DLH1
Exons: 6
Coding region: 1-840 (279 amino acids)
Biological process (GO): DNA repair; reciprocal meiotic recombination; DNA strand invasion
Cellular component (GO): condensed nuclear chromosome
Molecular function (GO): ATP hydrolysis activity; DNA strand exchange activity; ATP binding
Source: RefSeq, a predicted model, not a curated record
AUGCCUGGCUCCACUGCAAGCGAUGAAUUCGACGAUGAUUCUGUCCACGGAGCCACCCGCAGAACGCUGUUGAAGAUCAAAGGAUUCAGCGAAGUCAAGGUCGAGAAGAUCAAGGAAGCUAUUCAGAAAUGUUUGUUGCCAUCCAGUGGCUUCCAAAGCAUGAGUAUCAGCGAGGUGUACGGCGAGUUUCGCUGUGGCAAAACCCAGCUGUCCCAUACCAUGUCCGUCAUCGCGCAGCUUCCCAAAGAAAUGGGGGGCGGAGAGGGCAAAGUCGCAUACAUUGACACAGAAGGAACAUUCAGACCGGAACGUAUCGCCCAGAUAGCGGAACGUUUUGGUGUUGACCCUGAGUCUGCUCAAGAGAACAUUGCUUACGCUCGCGCACUCAACAGCGAACAUCAGCUAGAAUUGCUCAACACGCUUUCGAAGGAAUUCGCUGGUGGUGAUUACAGGCUCCUUAUCAUCGACAGCAUCAUGAAUUGCUUCCGCGUGGAUUAUUGCGGCCGUGGAGAACUCGCCGAACGCCAGCAGAAGUUGAACCAAUUUCUGAUAAAACUGGCGCAUAUGGCCGAAGUCCAUCUUCCAGAAUUCAACGUCUGUGUGCUGAUGACCAAUCAAGUGCAAAGCGAUCCUGGAGCCAGCGCUCUCUUUGCAGGCGCCGAUGGUCGUAAGCCCGUGGGCGGUCAUGUCCUCGCUCAUGCCUCGACGACUCGGGUCCUUCUUCGCAAGGGUAGAGGUGAAGAGCGCGUUGCUAAGAUUCAGGACUCUCCAGACUGCCCCGAGCGCGAGGCAACGUACGUCAUCACUAACGGUGGCAUUAAUGAUCCCGAUAAGGUCUAG